CAGUUUUCCAUAAAUUCCAUACAUUUAUUGGCAUUUAAGUGUCAACCACAAACCUCCAGGUAGGCCUCACUGUAACUGUGAUAAUUAAGCACCUUUGGAUCACGUGAUUACCCACUUUCCUCAUGAAAUCUCUCAUAUAAAAACAAGGUUUAGUCGUCUGAAACAAACACUAAAGAAUGGAGUUGUUGUGGAUGCGCAACAUGGUUUUGGUCUCUCUGAUAUUGGUGGAAAUCUCAUGGACUCGACCCAUUGAUGAGGAUCUGCAUCUGACUGCGGAUGAUAUCGAGCUUGCAAAGAGCUAUCUAAGGAGGUUCUACAGUCCAAGCCUCGGAGGCAAAGACCUCAGGAGUCCAACGCGUAGAAUCAGGUCCUCAUCAUCAAGGGAGCAAAAGAUCAGACAAAUGCAGAACUUUUUUGGCCUGAGGGAAACAGGAAUCCUAGACUCUGAAACCCUGGAUGUGAUGAAGAAGCCACGGUGUGGUGUUCCUGAUCUGGACAACUACAGUUUUUAUCCUUAUAGGCCUAAAUGGAAAAACUAUACCAUCUCUUACACGAUUACGAAGUAUACUUCGGACAUGGGUAAACUGGAGGUGGAAAAGGCUUUUCGUUUAGCCCUAAAGAUGUGGAGUGAUGCAGCUCCUCUGAGCUUCAUUAAAGUCGACCAUGGAAAAGCUGAUAUUGUCCUCUCCUUUGCACGCAGGGCUCAUGGGGACUUUUCUCCUUUUGAUGGGCCUGGAGGUGUGCUGGCUCAUGCCUUUCAACCUGGAGAGGGGGUGGGUGGAGAUGUACACUUUGAUGAAGAUGAAACCUGGACAACAGGGAUGCAAGGUUACAACCUUUUUGCUGUUGCAGCUCAUGAAUUUGGUCACUCUCUGGGUUUGACUCACUCCAGAGACCCCUCGGCUGUCAUGUUCCCCAAUUACAGGCUUCACAGCAACAAACAGUACGCACUUUCCAGGGAUGAUGUCCUGGGAAUCCAAAUGCUGUAUGUUUUUUCAGGUCGUAAGUACUGGGUAGUGCAACAAUUAAAGACAAGAAGUACAACUGGCAACAUCUCAGAGUUUGGUUUGCCACCCAGUGUUCGACAGGUUGAUGCUGCAGUUCAUAAUGCGGAAUAUGGGAAAACCAUAUUCUUCAUAGGACCCUUAUAUUACAGCUAUGAUGAGAACAAGAGUCAUAUGGACCCUGGUUUCCCCAGGCUCACCCAAACAGACUGGCCUGGAAUCCCAAGAAGGGUUGAUGCUGCAUUUAAGUUACAUGGCAGCAUCUUCCUCCUCAGCGGGACGAAAUCCUACCAGUAUGACUUCAGACAGAAGCGGGUGGUGAACAUAAUUACAGGAAAUUCUUGGCUGGGAUGCUGACUUACUGAAAACCCACACUUUAUGUAGCUAAAAAAAAUAAACCUAACAAAACUUGUAUUUCUUAAACAGGGAUUAUACUGUUGCAUGGCUGAUCCGCAAUCUACUGUAACCUCUGUACAACGAAAAUACUGCUUUAAUCAUUCAUUGUGCAAACCCUAAACCCAUGCUCUGUGAUUUGUUGUUUUUACGGGUUUUUUUAAGGGGCUAUAUACUUCUGCAAUUUAUCAUGAAAGUUCCCAUUGAAAUGAACCUAAAUGUAAUAAUUAAAUACUUGAAAUGUGUGUAAAACCUGACAUUUAUUAACCAUGAAC
Cyprinodon variegatus (sheepshead minnow) is the source of this 1672-nucleotide messenger RNA. Its product is annotated as interstitial collagenase-like. The transcript has 8 exons. The coding region runs from base 177 to 1361 and encodes 394 amino acids. Gene Ontology annotation, molecular function: metalloendopeptidase activity; zinc ion binding. NCBI's taxonomy places the organism in Eukaryota, Metazoa, Chordata, Actinopteri, Cyprinodontiformes, Cyprinodontidae. The record is from RefSeq and is a predicted model, not a curated record. Gene Ontology annotation, cellular component: extracellular matrix. Gene Ontology annotation, biological process: collagen catabolic process; proteolysis; extracellular matrix organization.